Molecule: messenger RNA, 2549 nt
Organism: Artibeus jamaicensis (Jamaican fruit-eating bat)
Lineage: Eukaryota; Metazoa; Chordata; Mammalia; Chiroptera; Phyllostomidae
Gene: DKK3
Product: dickkopf WNT signaling pathway inhibitor 3
Exons: 8
Coding region: 164-1210 (348 amino acids)
Biological process (GO): multicellular organism development; negative regulation of canonical Wnt signaling pathway
Cellular component (GO): extracellular region
Molecular function (GO): receptor antagonist activity; co-receptor binding
Source: RefSeq, a predicted model, not a curated record
GCGCCGCCGCAUCCCCGCCGCGCUCCUGCACUCGCGGCCCGCCCACCGCGCCGCGCCGGCUCCCGCAGCCCCGCGGCGGCCUACCCGCGAGGCCCGGCAGGUCCAGCCGCAGCACAGCUCUGUCCAGUCCGGCGGAGGCGGCGGCGGCGGGCGCAGAGCGGAGAUGCAGCGGCCCGGGAGCGCCCUUCUGUGCCUGCUGCUGGCGGCCGCAGUCCCCACGGCCCCCGCGCCGGCUCCGACAGCGACUUCGGUUCCCGUCGAGCCCGGCCCGGCUCUCAGCUACCCGCUGGAGGAGGCCACCCUCAACGAGAUGUUCCGCGAGGUAGAGGAGCUGAUGGAGGACACGCAGCACAAACUGCGCAGCGCGGUGGAGGAGAUGGAGGCGGAAGAAGCCGCUGCUAAGACGUCAGAAGUGAACCUGGCAGACUUACCUCCCAGCUAUCACAAUGAGACCAACACGGAAACCAAGGUGGGAAAUAACACCGUCCACGUGCACCGAGAAAUUCACAAGAUCACCAACAACCAGACUGGACGAACGGUCUUUUCAGAGACGGUGAUUACGUCUGUGGGAGAUGAGGAAAGCAAAAGGAGCCACGAGUGCAUCAUUGACGAGGACUGCGGGCCCCGCAGGUACUGCCAGUUUGCCAGCUUCCAGUACACCUGCCAGCCAUGCCGGGACCAGCAGACGCUCUGCACCCGGGACAGUGAAUGCUGUGGAGACCAGCUCUGUGUCUGGGGUCACUGCACCAAAACAGCCACCAGAGGCAGCAAUGGGACCAUCUGUGACAACCAGAGGGACUGCCACCCUGGGCUGUGCUGCGCCUUCCAGAGAGGCCUGUUGUUCCCUGUGUGCACACCCCUGCCCGUGGAGGGGGAGCUCUGCCAUGACCCUGCCAGCCGGCUCCUGGACCUCAUCACCUGGGAGCUGGAGCCGGACGGAGCUUUGGACCGAUGCCCGUGUGCCAGUGGCCUCCUCUGCCAGCCUCACAGCCACAGCCUGGUGUACGUGUGCAAGCCCACCUUCGUCGAGAGCCGCGGCGAAGACGGCGAGAGCCUGGUACCCAGAGAAGCCCCCAGCGAUUACGGAGCUGGCGGCUUCAUGGAGGAGGUGCGCCAGGAGCUGGAGAACCUGGAGAGGAGCCUGUCGGUGGAAAUGGCUCUCAGGGAGCCUGAUGCCACCUCUGAGCUGCUAGAGGGAGAAGAGAUUUAGAUCCAGGCUUGUUCUCUGGGUAGACGUGCAAUAGAAGUAGCUAAUUUAUUUCCCCAGCUGUGUCCUCUAGGUGUUGGCUCACCAGACUUUUUUCCACGGCCUCUUCCCGGAACACGUUCCCUCUGGCCUGCAACAAAGUGAGGCGCUGCACACUCGUCCAGCCCCCCGGGCAGCACACCACGCAUCACGGUCUGGCACCUGGGGAAGGCACCACUUCAGGUGUGGGGUUUGAAGGCAGAGCAGGGAUGCAAAACUGAUCCAAAUUAUUGGCCACUUUGCCUCUGUGGGUUGGCAGAUGGCACAUUUUGGUCUGUGUCCCCCGGGAGGGGACAGGAAAAGCUGCAGAACUUCCUCGUCAUGGGUUUUGGGGAAAUGUUGUUGCUCGUGUGUGUGGAGUCGUGUGCCCUGUUGUACAAACAUCAACCUGGCGAAAAUGCAACAAAGGAACUUUUCUCGCAUUUCUUCGCAUGGGCAUAGGUAAGCUGUGCCUUCAGCCGCUGCCGGUGAAUCGUGCUCAUUCCUCCAGCUUUCCAGCAGUCCCUCCGCUCCUGCCUCCGUGCCACGUGCAUGGUUUCGCAUCCACCAUCAAGUCACGCUGUCGCCACAGCCCAGGGAAGGGGCAUUGCUCUGCCCAACUGUCAGCAUGGUAGGGGCUCAGAGAUGUCACGUUCCUCACCCAAGGCACACAGGGAAGACCCAAGCAGUAUCUCCCUCGAGUGUGACUCCAAGUUGGGCUUGCCCACUGCUCCCCACCAGCCUUGGUGCCACCAUGAGUACUCCCUAAAAAGAGAAAGAAUUUUUUUUCUUGAGGCACAUCUGGCAUUAAGGUUAAACCAGUUCACGCAUCUCUGUCACAGCCAACUUCUACUCCUAGAAGUAGCGUUCUCUCUAGUGUCGGGAUGGCCAUCCCCCUAGUGGUGACAAGUGGUAUUGACACUCCCCCAUGGCAGUUAGUUACAUUAGUAACUUUGAAGGUACGUGAUUGGAGCAUAAAAUUUAAGUUAACUUAGGUAACUGUAGGGCUAGGAUUAUAAAUGGAAUUUGCAAAAUCACUUACCAGCAACUGUAGACCAUUAUCAACCACGUGGAGAAACUCAUAGACCAUGCCAGGCUCUGUGAAAUAUGGUUGUCAUAUCCACACUGAGCGCACUGAACUAACUGUGUGCUGUUCCACAAGUGAUGUUUGCAGGUGUCACGGACUGCUUCCAUCCUGUACGCAUCCAGAGUCAUUAAAUUUUACAUUUGCACACGAUUGUAUAAGCAUGCCUUCUUCGAGAUUUAAAUUAUGUAUAAACACAUGUUGCAUUUAGAAAUGACGUAUAAAUCACUUAAACCCCUC